Molecule: messenger RNA, 3532 nt
Organism: Anolis carolinensis (green anole)
Lineage: Eukaryota; Metazoa; Chordata; Lepidosauria; Squamata; Anolidae
Gene: sfrp4
Product: secreted frizzled related protein 4
Exons: 6
Coding region: 414-1463 (349 amino acids)
Biological process (GO): non-canonical Wnt signaling pathway; canonical Wnt signaling pathway
Cellular component (GO): cytoplasm
Molecular function (GO): Wnt-protein binding
Source: RefSeq, a predicted model, not a curated record
CUUCCAAGAGCAGAGAAGAAACUUUAAUCGUGGCUUUAUCUACUUAUCUGUCUUCUUUCUGGGCGCUAGACUCUGCCAUUCCACGCACCUGAACGUGUCCCCGUCGGGCAGUUUCCUUCCCAGAAACGCCACUUUCCCCUCAGAAACUGCAGGCGUGGGAUCUCUCGCUGGGCGGGAAACGAAGCGCGGCUUAGAGGCGCGCCGUCAGAAAUCCGUGGCGGUGAUGAUGAUGAGGAUUGCGACGACGACGAUGCCGCCGGGGAUCAAAGGGAGCCGCGGUGGUGAUGAUGUCACGCGGAGGGCGACCCGUCCCACGUCACGGCCGGCGCGGCUUAUAAAGAGGGUCCCUGGUCCCAAGGCAGGGAGAUCCUUGAGGCCGCAACAGAAGCCUCGUCCUGCUCCUCCCGUCCGCGAUGCUGUGUCUGUGGCUGUCCCUGCUCCUGGGCGCGUCGUGGGGCUCUCUGCUGUGGCGGGGCGGCUCCCCUUGCGAGCCGGUGCGCAUCCCCAUGUGCCGCCACAUGCCCUGGAACCUGACCCGCAUGCCCAACCACCUGCACCACAGCACCCAGGCCAACGCCGUGCUGGCCAUCGAGCAGUACCAGGAGCUGGUGGCGCAGGGCUGCAGCCCCGUCCUGGGCUUCUUCCUCUGCGCCAUGUUCGCCCCGCUCUGCGCCCCGGAGUUCCUCCACGAGCCCAUCAAGCCCUGCCGCUCCCUCUGCGAGCGCGCCCGCGACGGCUGCCAGCCCCUCCUGCGCCGCUACAACCACAGCUGGCCCGCCGCCCUGGCCUGCGAGGAGCUGCCCCUCUACGAGCGCGCCGUCUGCAUCGCCCCCGAGGCCAUCGUCACCGACCUGCCCCAAGAAGACAUCAAGUGGCUCGACCUGUCCGACGACAUCAUGGUCCAGGAGAGGCCUCUGCCCCCCGAGUGCAAGCGAUCCGGACACGAUCGCUGCAAGUGUAAGAAGGUGAAGCCCACGUUGGCCACGUAUCUGAGCAAAAACUACAGCUACGUUAUCCAUGCUAAAGUAAAGAGCACGGAGAGAGGGAGCUGCAAUGAAAUCACCACGAUGGUUGAUGUGAAGGAGGUGCUGAAAUCUUCAUUUCCAGUCCCCCGUUCCCUGGUCCCUCUCUAUACGAAUUCUUCCUGCCAGUGCCCUCCCCUUCUACCAAAUCAAGAUGUCCUCAUAAUGUGUUAUGAGUGGCGCUCAAGGUUGAUGCUUCUUGAUGGGUGCUCAGUUGAAAAAUGGAAGGAACCUUUAAGCAAAAGGUUUAAGCGAUGGGAACAGCGUCUCCAAGAACAGAAGCUGCGAGUAGCUCCUAAUAAAAGUCAGAGUGCCAAAAGCUCCGGACGCAACGGGGUACCAAAACAAAAUUUGAAGACAGCCAACCCAGCCCCUUCUGGUCCCAAGAAGAUAACUAAACCAAGAAGUGACCAAAAAGACGUUAAUUCCAAAAAAAAUUGAAUCACAUUUUUUAUUCCUGCCAAUACUCACAAUCUGACCAAAGUGGUAUAGGUGUACUCCUGAAUCCAUCAAUGUAGACAUUUAUUGCUAUGUUCCAAAUAGACCUUAUUUACAAUAAUUUACCGUUAAAAGAUUUAUUUUCACAUAAUAGCAUGAGGAAAAUUUGCUUCUUUAUUAAGGUCUCCAUUACAAAAGUGCUCUACAAGAAACAUCCACUUUCCAUCUGAACGGAGAACUCUAUUGCUAUUUUUAUCACUAAACAUUGUCUGUAUUUGUGUAGUAAAAGACAGUUAUUUUUAAAUAUUCUUUGGGCCAGCUUUUUUUUUUUUUAAAAAAGAAUGUUAAUUGCUGUAUAUAAAUAUGUUAGCUAGAAACCAGUGCUUCCAAAAAGUAGUUGGAAAGCUUAAAAUAAUUCUUGCCACAUGUAAAUUUUUUUGAAAGAUUUUAAAAUGUAGAAUGCAAAUAUGUAAUACUCUGAACUGAAAUUAUGGCAAAUAGCAAAUUUGCUUUGCAAUAUUGUUUUUUAAUGUGUUUUAAAUAUAUAUUAGCACAUUUUAGGUGUUGGUAAUAUUUUAUCAGACAAAUAUUUUCCCUAAUCCAGAAAUCUCAGUGCAUUAAAACAUAAAACGUGAACCUCUCAUACAUUGGAUAUCCCAUUCCUUUCAAUAGAUGGUGCCAAUUAGCAAACAAUUAUUUAAAAAUUAUUUUUACAAUUACAAAAAGUUAGCAGCUCUGCACAUAGAUUGGUUCACUUAACUGAAAUGAAUGUAAACCUUUCGGAAGCUAAUAGGUGCCUUGAGUUUCUUUCCAAUCCUUUGCCUUCACAUUUGAAAAUGGAAUUCAGUUUUACAUAACCUUUUCUGAUUUAAGUAAAUUUUAGUGGUUCAUAUGAUGGAUGUGAUCCAGAGACAAAUAAGUGAAUGUAAUUAGUUGAAAGCAAGUAGAAAAUUGCCAAUAUAGGAUCUAUGUUUUAAACACUGGAGAAUUUUAAAGUUAAAUCUUGGUUUGCAUCAAUAGGAGCUCUGGAGUUUGAGUAUAAACAAAACAUUUGGCCGUAGGUGUAUAUACAAUAGGAUGCUGAGGAUUUUUAUAUGGGUUUAGUACUGGAAUGCAUUUUUGACAAAGACAUUUCAUAAUCUUAUGUAAUGAUGAGCUACUUUUCUUAUAUAGGGAUGAGCAAAGUAUUGUGUUCCCAGUUUUGAACAUAUUUACCUGUAAGCAGCAACCACUAUGGCCUUUUCUAGGGGCAAGACAAACCUUGUCUUACCUUGCUUUUGCUGAUUCUAAAACAAAAGGAGUAUAUUUGGGUCUCCAGAUAUGUUUUGAUUGCAGAUUCUUCAAUUCCUUACCAGGGCUGAUGGAACUGCAAACAUGUGGAGGGCCACCUUUCUCACAUUGCCCCAUUCUGUAUUUUGUUCAUUGAGAACCAGCUGUACGCAGAAAUGAUGGCUUGUUGAAUGGUUGUGCAUUGCACUCAUUGGUUGUUGGUUCUAAUCUCUUAUCCUAUCCCUCCCAGGUUUACUUAUGUCAAACUGAUAAUCUGUGCUUUAUCCACAAAAGGUGACUGGAGGUUCACAUUUACUUAUUUUAACACUGCUCUGGGAGUUUCUAUAGCUGUAAACUAAUCACCUCUAUAACCCAUUAUAAACCUUGCAUGUUCGGUCUUGAAAAGAAAAAAGUAGGUUAACCCAGAUGUUAGUGUAUGAGAGUGCAGUGGCACCAGUUUCUUAAGUCUUCUGUUGUACACCCUGACUAAAUGUUAUUAAUAAUACAUGUACAUUUUAUAUUGUCAACUUAAUAUUUCACUGUUAUUUUAAUAACUGUUUCAGCUCUCACUGUACUUAUUAGCACAUUUAAUGGAAUGUCUAAAACUUGUCUAAUCAUUUAUAACUGCUAGUUUCUGAUGUUUUUUCUGAAAAUAACAAAUAUUUUAUAAUUUGCUUUUUUAAAAAAUCAAAGCAAAACUAAUGUAAAUGAUUGCCAGCAUAGCAUUUGUAUCCUUUUUCAUAAUGUAAGCAAGCAUGAUUGACAUUCUACUGUACAGAACAAUAAAUGUUAAACUCUCUGUA